Macroventuria anomochaeta is the source of this 4369-nucleotide messenger RNA. RefSeq lists its product as uncharacterized. The record is from RefSeq and is a predicted model, not a curated record. Lineage: Eukaryota; Fungi; Ascomycota; Dothideomycetes; Pleosporales; Didymellaceae. The transcript has 2 exons. The coding region runs from base 190 to 4095 and encodes 1301 amino acids.
CAUACGUCCACUCAUCUCCACGCUCUUUUGCGCAGGAAGCGGGCACCGCAAGCUUCCCAGGUGCCGUUACUCAGACGGCAUACGGCCAUUCGCAUGCGCUGCACCAUUUGGUGGUAACAGGGCACCAGCCCCCUAAGGCGAACAAGGAGGCUCCUCGGCUUCUGCAGGGACUGCAGCCCCGAGGCCAAUAUGUCAGGCCCAUUUCGCUUCAACCAGCAGUCGGCCCAGUCGCCACUGGAGCGAGCCGCAUCUCCCUUCUCUGCUGGUGGACAACCAGUGUCGUAUAAGACUAAUGUUAAUCGCGCCAAGACGAAGAAGUGGGUGGAGGCGAAGAAGAACGCAUAUGAUGGCGAUGACUGGGGCGACUACGACGAAUACGACGAGUAUGGGGUAGACACAACCCCUCCCCCGGAACCCGCACCGCUUUCGAACCCGCGGUACCACGGCCAGCGACCUCCAUAUGACGCGCCGUCGCGGAGUUUCACAGACCCCUCACAGCAAGCGCCGCUCCCUAGAGCACGCAAGAACUCGUUUGACGCCGGCGAAGAGCAGCGAUCCUUCUCAGCUUCUAUACCCCACCCCCAGCAGCAGGGCUAUGCACAGCAACCACAGGACGUGCAGCCGCCGCCGCUCCAGACAAGCGGUAUGGGGCGUGAGAUCACAGACAGCUCACCCCAGAACCGGGACUUCAGCCCGUCUGCUAUGCCUCAACCGCUGCAGACACGUCUUUCGACUGGUCCUGCUGAUGUGCAGAGCCCCCCGGCGACCACCCAGUUCCCUCCGCGCAAGAGCAGCAUAGGACAAGGCAACGCGCCGCCUGGGCCAAUUGACUUCAUCCCAAUUGAUACGUCACCUCGAGAGCGUACUGGCAGCCAAGACAAGCCCCUGCCCUUCAUCAGGCCGGCGGACAUCUACAAGAGGGUGGAAGAGGAGCGCAGACGAGAGUCAAUGGAGUCACAGUCGCGACCUAGCCUGGACUCGCUUUCAGCUCGCCCAAAAGACGAUCCGACGUCACCAACAUCACCAACUGCAGACCGGAGGAACUUGCAGCCUCUCGAGACGGUUGCUGAGCGAAAGAGUGAAUAUCUGCCAGACCUGAAUGUUGGACAACAACAAGAUGGCAAAGACGACCCACAACGACCGCAACACGAUCGAGUUCCAUCUGCGCUCAAAGGCAUUGAGACCUUCGACAACGACUUCUGGUCCAGCGGCCCGGACCUGCAGGCACCUGCCAGCCACGCGCCUGUUGUGUCACCUCCCCAGGAUCAAGGUUUCCGUUCAGUAGUCGACCAGGCUUUCACUCGCAGCGACGACCAGCGCUCAGUGCCGCCCACACCCAUAUCAAAGGACUCUGACUCCGACCUGAACAGGAGUAACACUGGCAGCACAUCUGGGAUCAGUCCUAUCAUGAGUCGUGUGCCCAGUUCGGCAACGGCAGCUUUGAAGAAUCGCGGCCUUGGCGAUGGUAGCACACCCGUGAUUGCAGAAGAGCCACAUGAGGCAGGGACCACAGUCUCCAGGCCAACCUCCGAUAACUUACCUCAGGCAGUGCAUUCUCUUCAAGGCCAUACGCGCAACGUAUCUAGCACCUCUCUUCCACGCAGCGGUUUGGCGACACCGACUCGAGGUGACAGCCCUGCACGCUCGCCCGCGUUUGGCCCGCAAACGACCUUGCCAGAACCGGAAACUGCUCAGAUUGCGACGGACAGUUCUAAUUCACCGGAUGCUAUGGAAGGUGGUCUAAGCGGCCCUCACUCUGCCUACGCUACACGUGAAGCAGACAUCGCAACAGCCAUGUUGAGCAGUCCAGUGCGAGCAGCCCCCGAGCUCGGCGCUGCAGAGAAGCAACUGCAAGACGCAUUCCUCGAGUCACACAAUGCGCAAUCACCCAUCAGCGACGCACUAUCACGAGACCGCUCAGAGUCACCAAGCAAAGGUCGUGUACAGGCGCUGGCUGGCAAGUUUGGUGAAGUCUCGCACUCGAGGCGUGGUUCGACUCAGUCCAACAUCUCCAGGAACAGCGUGCAGUCAUGGGAGCGAAGUCCAGAUAACUCACGUGCGCCUUCACCGACAAAAGGGAGCCCAGGGAAACCUGGUAGCCCGAAGAAAGAGUUCAGACCACACUUGCCUGGUGGAUGGGAGUCGUACGCUAUCACGACACCGGCACCUCUUGAUCGAUCCGAGACAGAGAGAGGACUGGGUGUGGAGAGGAACCCAGGCCCGUCAGCACUUGCUCAGGUUGACCUUACUGAACCAGAUCGAGGCCGGGGUGUAGAAAUGGACAACGCUUCGUCAGCCCUUGCAGAUGUCGACCUCACGCCGACAACACAGAAACGUCAGGUUACUGAGGUUGAGCAGCCUACUUUCGACCCAAUCUCGGCGCUCAAGGAUGCUGGAGCUGCCAUGACCGAGUCUUUGCGUACAACGGUCGGGUUGGGUGGUUCGACAGAGGCUGGCCAGGAGCAGGGCCGCCGUUCUCACGGCGAUGUGUACAUGUCUCGCCCAUUACGCAUGGAUCGUUCAGAAUCUGCGGUAUCAAGCAUACCACCGACACCACCAGCGAAAGACACACCCGCGUCGGAGUUCCUACCAACGCCGCCUCUGAAGGAGCAUACCCCGGAACCUCUCGCCAGACCUGAGCGGCCAACUAUGGCUCCGCAGCUUAGCACUGAUCCUUCAGCUGAUGAUCAAGAGAGCGACCGUCUACGCAAGGAAAUUGUCGCAAGUUUGAGCCCGUUGCGAAUGUCCACGGUCUCGUCUUCUGAUCUGGAUCACAACACGCUUCCCCCAGGAAGCAAGGACGCCAAUCGUGCUAGCUCGAUCCUCGACAGCUAUUACGCCGAAUUGGACAGAGAUUCGCCAAGAACCUCAAACGAUCUGAACAGAGACAUUCCGGAGCUGGCACCGUUGAAAUCAGCAUCUUCAGCACACUCUGCGACACCCCAGAAGCCGGCAGGCCUUAACCGAUUCAGUUGGGAGGCUAACAGCCCCCACAUGACACCUGAGAAGCAGUCCCAAGCUGCGGCUGUUCCAGAGCCUACAAAGACGGUUCAGGCAGAAAAGAGUACUUUUCCAACGAUCGAGCGAGAAGUAGAAGAGGAACAGCAGCAGUGGAACGAGGGCAUCCCCGAGGAUCCAUACUUUGGGCCGGGUCAUACUUUUACUGUAACAAAACCAGAGCCUAUGACGGAGGCGGAGCUUGCAACCCGGGCUCCUACUCCUCCAUUGGACACUGGCUCGUCUCUGACCAGCCCACCUACACGCGAACAAACUAGGUCACCCGGACUUCACAUCGUUAACUCCGCGCUGGAUCCUGAAGCUGUUGAUCUACCCCCUCGCUGGAGCGCAGAACACUCUCCUCAGCCACCAAAGGAGGUUGAGAAGGAGAUUGAAAAGGAUUCUCUGCCACCACAGCAGCUCAAGGAACAGCAACAGCAAGAGACGAACCCAGCAGUCUCCGCUCACACAGCGUUGACUGGUUCUAUCGAAGCACCUGAAUCGUCUGCAAUACACGAACCCGAGACUAAGUCGCCAACGUCACCUAGGUCUCCAACGUCAGACAAGCCUCUAGGAGCUCGAGAGAUUGCGACCAUUGGCUCGACUGCUGAGCGUAUCGCUACUUACAAUAAGACUCGCGACCAAUGGGCUACUACUGACCAUGGGCUUAGUGACUGGAUCACUGCCACUUUCGAGGCAGACCCAAGCCUUGCCACGCAGAGUGCGCAACCUCCUCCUCAGCCAAGACCACAGUCAGGAACUUUUCGUCAUAAGCACACUGGAUCUCUCGCUAUGCUCGGCAAGUUCACGGGUUCGAGCAACAGCCAGCCUUCAGGUAGCGCAUACUAUGAGCAGUACAACUCGACAGCUGCGCACGUUCCUGCCUUGUCGAACUCUCCAACUGCAGGACCGUCUAAGACCUCUUCAGGCUUCCUAGGCCGGACUGCAAGCCACUCGAUCCAGACCCAACAAAUGCAAGCUAAGGGCAAAGAUCUGCUACACACUGCUGGUGUGCUGAGUGGCAAGGGCAUGACCAGCGCCAAAGGCUUGUUUGCCAAGGGCAAGAGCCGGUUCAACCGUGAUAAGGUAGAGAAAUAAUCUUCUUCUUGUCCACCUUCAUUCACCCUUGAGGCGAUGACACGAUUGCACAACAACCAUUGUCUUUUUUGUCCCCCCAACAAAAGGAUUGCGACAUGUAGCUGGAUAAAGUUGGAUAGAGAGUCCUUGAUUUUGAAUAUUGCGAUCUUAAUGGGCGUUUUCGAUAUCAUGAUUUUGUUCUAGGCGUACGACAUGUCCGGUUCUGUUUGUAUGGUGUGUCACUUCCUUUCUCGGGUAGUCAUAAUGAUCGAAAUGUUAACCCUAGUUCUUCUUA